AUGGGUCAGGUUAGCCCAAAUCCUGUUCAGACACCCGUCACUGCGCAGUAUGUACCAUGGGUUCCGGUCACCAGUGGUGCCGCCCAAACAGUUCCAAGCCAAGCUAGUCCUACUCAAGGGCUCAAAAUCGAUCAUUUGCCUGUUCCAUUGCAGACAAUAUUGAUGAACCCCCCUCUACGUGAUAGACCCAUGUUACAAGCUCAAGUUAUUGCUGAAUAUUUUCAGGCUUAUGCCAGAGCCCAGCAGGAGCAGCAACAGAAACAAUUGCAGAAACAACAACAGCAACAACAACAGCAACAAUUUCAAGAACAACAGCUUAAUCAACAACAAGAGCAGCAGCGCCAGUUAGAACUUCAACGCUUGCAACAGCUACAGCAAUACCAGCAAAUGCAGAUGCAGCAACAACAACAAAAUCAAUUUCAACAACAAUUUCAACAACAGCAGUAUGCAUUUAUGAAUCAGGGUCAACAAGCAAUUCCAAUUCAGUCUCCUUCCUCUUAUCACCAAGCAUUAACACCCGGUACCCAGCCACUGCCACUGCCAGUGAACUAUGAACUGUAUCAACACCCUCCUACUGGAGCCAAUUUAUCGCCGUCUGAAGUCGAGAAGUUACAACGCCAGCAGCAAAUUGUCCUUGAACAACAGAAAAGAUUAGAGUUGAGAAGGGAUCAAGAUGCUAAAGGCAAGAACACUGGAAAGAGGACCGCAACAGGCACUAUUACCGGCGAUGAAAGUCAGGCAAAGAGAAGCAAAAUCAGUCCUUCACCCCUAAAUGUUGCAGAGUUCUAUCGUCAACAGCAGUUGCCAGAAGCUGGUCAAACUGGAAGUCCAUUCAAUGCAACAGACGAUAUCCAAGAUAAGCUUGAUAUACUUAAUGCACAAUCACCACCAGUACCACUUAAGUUGCGCAUUAGACCACUUUUUACUGACAAUUUCACCGACAUGGCAUUUGUCGGCGAGAAAUUCCGAGACCUGAUCCUCGAAGAGUCAAAGAAGGAAUGGAAGACUGUGCAGGAUGACGAUGAAUUAAGUGAGUAUCUCAAUAUUGCUCUCGAUAACGGAUCUCCAGAAUUUUGGAAGACUUUUGAUGAUACCAAGAAGAAGUUUCUUGUUCGAAUCACAAACUGGAUGAGACAUCUGAUUCGUGAUAGAGUCGAAGGCAAACAUUACGGGUUACUAUUGGUUGGACUCAAAGUCUUAGCCAAGAUAAACUUGUCCACUGCUGCUAUAGAAUCUCUCAAGUUGGAAAAGACUCUUGCUAAAGCUAUGGAACAUGGAGAUGCCGAAAUAAGAAACCUUUGUAGACAGGUUCUCAAGAUAGCCCCUAAGAAGGUGGUCAAAACUGCCCCUCCAGCUCGUCCUGCUGUAAUCACUAAGAAGCCGAAACCAAGCACUGCCGCUAGCUCUACUGUCCCUGUGAAAGCAGUCAGCAGUGCUAAGGAAGCCACUACUAAACCCGCACCUUCUGUUACUGGCUUGGCUCCUUCGAAACUGCCAACUUCAAAACCUGAGUUAAAACCAAAAUCUGCAUCUGCCACAGCAACUUCUGAUAGCUCAAGUUCGACCACCACAACUAAUGCCACCAGGUCAUCAAGUUCCAGCUUUUUCGAUACUAUUAAAAGUGCUAAAGUGUCUAAACCAGCAUCUUCUAGCACUAGUACUAGUACUGGACCAACAUCUUUAAAGUCUGCCGUAUCAUCUUCAAUCACGGCAGCAAGUCAAAAAGCCAAACCUGCAGCAACUGCCAAGCCAUCUUCGGCACCCAUGACAAUGCUGUUCUCCGGAGCUGCUUCUAUCAAAAGUCAAAUUGAGAAGAAUAAGGAGAAGGCAGUUAUUACUGGUUCAAAGAGUAGCGCGGGUCCAGAAACUAAGAAAAAGACCAAAGUUAAGAAGUCUGUGCAUUGGAAAGCUGCUGAUGACCUUGUGCAAGUUAGAUAUAUAAGUGACGGCGAAGAUAAUGAGGAGGAACCACACCAUAAAAUGCAUGCAUCCGACAGAAGAACCAUGGACUUCCAUGAAGCUUUGCAGUUUAAGAAUAUCCCUGAAAUCGAUGAAGAGCUCGACUGGUACGAACCUGUGGAAUUUGAUUGGCAAGACGAUGUAAAGAAGUCCUUCCGUCGUGCAGGAUAUCUCAAGAGAGGAGGUAUUCUCGAGCCCAAAAGUGAGGAGGCAAAGAUACAAAAGGCUCGUGAGUCUCAUGCUCUCAUCGCUGUAUAUACCUCUGUUGAUGAUGUACCGGAUAAUCCAUCACCGCCAGAUGCAUCAGAUGAAGCAAAUGAUCUAAAAACCAAUGGUAAUCUGGUUAUUAUCAGGUUACCAGAAGAGCUCGAACUGAAUCCUAUUGUGCUCAAGUUCAACGAUGAAUUACUUAUACGGCAGAAGAUUGAACAGGCAAGCCAGAUUCUCGGAGAAGUUACAAAACUCAGUUCUCAAUCACCUCCCCAAACAGACUCCACUACUAAUACUUCCAACAAAUCUGCAUUGCCACCUUUACCUCCACCUCCUCCACCACCAUCAGUUCCUCCUGCUGGAAUUCCUGACCUCAGCGAUGUUUUCAAGUUUCUUGGCAAUCUUGCUCCUAUACAAUCCCGCUCAGGAUUUAUUGCACCACCACCGCCACAGAGUGGGAAUGACAAUAGUUCAUGGCACGGGUCCCAUGGUCAAGAUGAUGAUGACAGGAUUAAGCAACUACGUUCUCGCGAUGUUCGUCCUUAUGUUCGUAAUUACAAAGGGCAUGACUCUUACAAUAAGCCUUGCUCAUUUUUCGCCAGAGGUACUUGCAAAUUUGGCGAAAAGUGCAAAAAUGUUCAUGAGGGGCCUUAA
Messenger RNA from Sugiyamaella lignohabitans, 2823 nucleotides. Its product is annotated as mRNA cleavage and polyadenylation specificity factor complex associated protein. Bases 1 to 2823 code for a protein of 940 amino acids. NCBI's taxonomy places the organism in Eukaryota, Fungi, Ascomycota, Dipodascomycetes, Dipodascales, Trichomonascaceae. The record is from RefSeq and is a predicted model, not a curated record. The transcript has a single exon. Gene Ontology annotation, molecular function: metal ion binding.